CGAACCAUGUGGGGCAUCGUGUAUAGCUGUCUCCUUGUCAUGUUUGCUUGCAUUUGGACGGUGGUGCACCCAGAUCUGCCAAAGCUCGGCCGUGAUGGUAUCCAGCCGCUCAAACUGCACAUUGGCUUGAUGGUGGUUCCACUGGUUUUCCCGGAAGACAUUGCAUUGCGUGGCACCAAUUCUUGUUGGCUUGCAGAGUUUCAGAAAAAUACAAGAUGGUUGAAGGUGUGUCCUGAAUUUGACAAUACAUGGACCUUGACGCAUCCAUACUUCGUCGUCAUGGAUGGUUUCUUCGACUCAUCAGAAGGAAGAUCGGUGUACCUGAAUGACUUGCAGCGAUACCCUGAAAACACCGGGGAUACUAGAAAGGCCGCAAUAACAAGGAAUGAAAUUCUUGACAGAAGCAAAGGCGAUGGGUUUCCCAAAUUUCUCAUUGUCCUUCAACUAUGUACUAUGGUUUAUCACUCAAUAUUUCGGACGAUC
Cantharellus anzutake is the source of this 483-nucleotide messenger RNA. RefSeq lists its product as uncharacterized. The transcript is spliced from 2 exons. The record is from RefSeq and is a predicted model, not a curated record. Lineage: Eukaryota; Fungi; Basidiomycota; Agaricomycetes; Cantharellales; Hydnaceae. The annotation marks the transcript as partial.